AUGUAUUCGUUUGUUUGCACUAAAAGUGUUGCCAACUCUGGAGACCAGUGCAACGGUUUGAAUGGUGUGCCCACAACUCCAGUGCCAUAUAUCGGUUCAUCGCCGACCGGUUUGCAGACAAUCAUAAGUCCGUCAGAUAUGGUGUCCGCAAAUAGUGAAACCCCUAUUCGGGCGACAAUACGCCGGAAUCAGGCCUAUAGGAUGAGGAAUGGUUCCAAUAGUGGUGCUCUCACUACUGAUAACUCCGCAAACGGCAACACUUCGUCGACAGCAACACAUUUGACACGAGAAGAGAGACGUCGAAGAAGGAGAGCCACACAGAAGUAUAGGUUAGCGCACGCGACCAGAGAGAGGAUCCGAGUGGAGGCCUUCAACGUUGCCUUCUCUGAGUUGAGACACCUUUUGCCGACUUUACCGCCCGAUAAGAAGUUGUCCAAAAUAGAAAUCCUUCGUUUGGCCAUCUGUUACAUCGCUUAUCUCAACCAUGUUUUGGACGCUUAG
Medioppia subpectinata is the source of this 501-nucleotide messenger RNA. NCBI's taxonomy places the organism in Eukaryota, Metazoa, Arthropoda, Arachnida, Sarcoptiformes, Oppiidae. The record is from the annotation of a GenBank genome assembly.